UGCGGGAGUAGUUGGUGCUGAGCUACUUUCUUUUUCUGUUUUGCAAUUGCACAUGCCUGGACUGGGUGCUCGGCGGGGGGGGGAAGCGACCCACAGGGGCUGGCCAGGCAGGGAAGGGAGCCCGGGGCUUGCAACAUGUUGCAGGGGAGCUCUCGCCAGCCGGGGCAGCGCGUCUGGGACUGAGCCGGCCGGGGUGUGUUCCUGCUUCUCCAGUCCUGCAACCGCCCCGGGGGCGAUUUGACUCGCUCUAGAGGGGGGUUGCUUUGACCCCGAGAUCUGAGAGUAGGCAGUCGCUGAAUGUCAUGGCUGACGACAAAGCUGGUCCCAAGGUCUCUAAAAAGGGAAGCUCGCAGUCUGGAAACUCCCGAGGGGAUGCCACAGAGCCCAGCACCCUGCUGCAGAAACUGAAGAGCACCAUCUCCAAAUCCGUGCAGAACAAGGUGGACAGCAUUCUGCAAGAUGUGCAGAAAUUUUCAGACAACGAUAAACUCUACCUGUACCUACAGCUGCCGUCUGGUCCGAGCUCUGGGGAAAAAAGCAGCCUGGACCUGAGCUCCCUGAGCACUGCUGAGCACAUGCAUGCAUGCAACUGGAUCCGGAAUCACCUGGAGGAACACACGGACACCUGCCUGCCCAAGCAGGAUGUCUACGACACAUACAAGCGAUACUGUGAUAACCUCUGUUGUCGCCCUCUGAGUGCCGCUAACUUCGGGAAGAUCAUCCGGGAGAUCUUCCCAAACAUCAAAGCCAGAAGACUGGGAGGACGAGGACAAUCGAAGUAUUGCUACAGCGGGAUCAGGAGGAAGACAGUGGUCAGCAUGCCACCCCUGCCCAGCCUGGACCUCAAAGUUACCGAUACUUCGGAGCUCACAGACCUGGUGCAGUCGUACCACGACGAGCUGGUGGACGCGGCCUGCGCUCUGACCUGCCACUGGGCUGAGAAGAUCCUCAAACGCUCCUUCAACAACAUCGUGGAGGUGGCUCAGUUCCUCAUCCAGCAGCACCUCAUCAGCUCGCGCUCCGACCGCGCUGACCUGGUCAUGGCCAUGGUGGUCUCAGAAAGUUCAGAAAAUAUCCACCGAGACACUCGACCGUCACAAACUGCCAGGAAGAACGGAUUGGAAACAUCGGACAGCACUGUCAAAACCCAGGCUCAGAACAAAAAGGAGAAUAACUCGAAACCCUCCGUCGCGCCCCGAGCCGAGAGGAAGAAAACCCCAGAGACCCCCAAGCCGGUGAGCAGCCCCCAAGUCAACGCCCUGGUGGCUCGCCUGCCUUUCCUCCUGCCUCGCAUCCAGGCCAACGAGAGACUGAUGCCGCCGGGUGCCCAGGCCGUGCGGUCCUCCCCUCCCAUCCUGGCGCCCAAGAUCACGGCCACACCCAUCGGGGGCACGGUCAAGAUGGCCGCCCUGCCGCUGCCGGUGGGCACCGCCUCCUCCCUGCCUAUCAACCUGGCACCAGGCGUGAACGGGGCGGCGGGGCUGGUCAGCCAGCAAGCGGCAGUGCCGGUGAUCAACAUGAUCCUGCCCAGCAUGAGCAUCCCUGUGGCCGAAAUUCCAGCCAAGCCCAAGAGCGCGGCCGGGGGCGGCAGCGACAGGCACGGCCCUGCCAAAAGCAGCGAGGGGCCGGCCGGCAGCCAGCAGGAGGCACAGGGAGCCAAAGGGGCCAAGCGCCCCCUGGAGUCGCCCAUGGAGGCUGCCACCAUUAAGAGGAAGCGCGGUCGGCCCCGGAAGAGGCUGGAUGAGGCGGAGGCCUGUUCGCCGGAUAAAUGCAGCAGUGCGGAGGAAGGGGGUGCCCCUGAGACCGGAGGAGGGGGCGAUGCCGGCCAUGAGGGUAGCACAUCACGGAGCUUGUUCGUCUCGGGCGGGACUGGAGGGUCGCCCAGCCCGUGUCCCGGAGAGCUCUGUGUGGGAGGCCUGGACAGCCGGGCUAAGGGAGCGUCACCUGGUGCUGACAACAGAGGCAGCUCGCUGGACGCUGACCGAGCCACGGGCACCUCCCAGGUGAGCGUCAUCCAGGACAGCCGGUUCAGUGGUCAGAGCCAGCUGAAAGCUGGCGCCCAGGAGCUGGAGCUGGAGGACGAUUUGCAGGUGCAGAUGAACCCAGGAGAGGCUUCUGUACCAGGAUCUCAAGGCCCCCAGGAGGGGAGACCUCACCCCCGCUCUCCCUUGGGAGACACCAAACCGAAGAGCCCGCAAAAAAGCCCAGCCUUGCUCCUGCUGUCAGCGAUUUCUUCCCCCGACGAUCACGCUCAGCUGUCCGAUUCUGGGAGCUCUCCCGAUUUGCAGGGCGACGCGUCUGGAUCGGAGGAGUCGUCGCCACCGCCGCCGCCGGGUUUGCGGUGUGCUGGUGCUAGCGAGGACAAAGCCGCUAGGCGCCAGCGCAACCCUGCUUCCAAAAGGCUCCACAGCCCCCCAUCCGCAGCGGAUCACCCCUGAGCACGCUCUGCGCAGCGCCCACGCCUCAGCAAGCCGAACUCGUCCUCUGCCCACGUCCAGGAGCUGGCGCUCUGCCGCAACCGGACGCCUCGCAGGGAAGAUUUUAAAAUGAUAUUCAUUUGCUAACUGCCUCCGUCCCUUCCCAGGGCUGCAGAAUAACACCCCUCCUCCCCACCCUCCCUGUUGCCAUGCAAUUAAAUAAAGCCAGUCAUUGCCACACACGGUUUGUCUGUGAUCGGCAGCUGUCACCUUUCCUCUGGCCCAGCAAUUUGGUUUUGCUGCAUUGGGAGGCCAGGCCAACGCACCAUCACUCCUGCCCCCUCCGGGAGGGAAGGGCUGCUGCUCCCAGGGGUGGAAAAGAUCCCGCUGGAGAGUAGGAAGCCCUCAGGUCAAGAAAUGAGUUGGGUAACAUCUCUCUACCUCAGCCAGCAAGGGCGUCUACACUGCUCACUGCGCCCAGGCUCCGACUCGGGUUUAAGCCCCAGCCCCCCUUCUGUCCACACCAAACCAGUGACUUGGGUCAGCGAGCACAGCAUCUAAGUCCUGCUGCGAGUUGGGUCCGAGCCCUGUCGUUCUGCAGUGGGGAUGCAGCUUGAGCCGCAGACCCACGUCAGAGGGUCAGUGCAGUGCGGCACAGACACGUUCGCACGGCUGAGACCCGGGCCCAACCAUUGGAAACCCAGGUUUGCAGUGCAGUCUGGCAGCUCAAACGCAGCCCGAGUCCACCAGCCCAGGUCCCACAGAUCUGGGUUAAGCGUGCAGAGUAGAAGUAACCCAAGAGAUCGUGUUCACGGUGCCCUCUGCAGACUGCACUGCUCUUGGAUACUCUGGUUUCAGGCCACUGGUGUAACCCCCAAAGCAAACCCCUGGAGUUAAUGCCAUUCGCCCCGGCGCAGCAGCACUUGUGCUGCUGCGGUUACACCAGGGCUGAAAUCAGAGGCUUUUGGGGCACACCGCCAGUCUUGCAUCUAGAGGGAGAUUUUGCUACUGCUCCUCUCCUGUGCAGGGCUGCGUGCCCUUGGCUUGCCUCAGCUCGCAGGCGCUAAGCACCCCGCAGGAUGGAAGCUGGUGUUCCCGCUGAUCCCAGGUUUGAUUUUCAAGCUCAAGCUUUGGGUGACCUUGUUGUUGUUGUGAUGUGUCUCGCCUUUAAUUUCUCCCUUUUGGUCCAUGUUUUGAUUUGCCCACGAGCAUCACUAACCUAAGCAAUGAGCUGGAUGCAUGAGGUUCUCUGGCCUCUGCCCCUUCUUGCCCUGGGAUCUAGGAAUCUAAGCCACCCUGGGACUAGGGAGCAAAGAUCUCUGCUUGAAAGGGCUCAAAGAGAGGUGGCCUUUACAAAACUGGGCUCUCCUGCUGCUGUCUGGGGUGUAAUGGAUUCCAAGGCCAGAAGGGGUCAGUGUGUGACCAUCUAGGCUGACCUGGACAACACAGGCCCUAAACUAAUUCUCAGAGCAGGUCUGCUAGACAAACAGCCAAUCUUGAUUUAGAAAGCAUCAGUGAUGGAGAAUCCCCCACGACCCUUGGUUGUGCAGAACAAGAGCGUAGAGAAGGCAUCUCUUGUUUUUCAAUCCAAAUCCAGUCUGCCCGGGUUUUACGAGGAGGUUUAUCCCUUAACUGAAAGACCUGGGAUGUUAGCUCGUUAACAAAGAUGCCCUGUAUCCAAACUGUUAGUUAGUCAUUGGAGUUAAAUAGGCCUCACCCCCUAAAAAAACCUGAUUACACCCCUCUCACUAGCUCAGUGUUCACUCUCCUGAAGUCCCUGUUUCACUGACUUUCAUGCCCACCCAGGCCCUGUCUGCAUUUGCAUUUUAUUUAUCUCCUAGCAUUGCCUUAGCACUGUUGCAGCUUCCGCAGCUGCAUAGAGUGGGAAGCGCUAGUACAAAUGAACAGCUGGCACCACAACCAGCCGCUGGGCCUGUGCUCAUAGCUAACAGCGGGAAUAAGGAGGAACCUCUCAGAUUCUCUCUGCCUGAUGCACCCUCCCCAGGUGUCUCAUUGCUCCACGGGAGAUUUAAGUGAUGGGCUGGCUGAGCAAUCGUUCUCCAAAUGCAUUAGACAACCUCUAGCAUUGCCAUGCAGAGGGGUGCUUGGUAUCUGGUGCCCCAGUACUUCCCGCUAGCCCCAGCAUGGGGGCUACACCAAACCAGUGACAGUGAUGUUUUGUCUGCAUCGUGAAUAAAAUCCUCCAUACUGUCCUGCAUGGGGGGGAAGGAGGAGGGGGCGGACAACUGGAAACUGUUCUUCCAGCCUUCACCCAGGCAGGAGAGCGGAGAAGUGGCGAGUUAGGCUCCCCCUGUGGAUCUGAGAACGAGGUUUUGGUCUAAAAAAGCAUGAAAAGUGAUUCCUUGAAUUCAGGUUCCAAUGUUGCAUUAGACACAAACAAACGCUUAUGGGCAGCAGGGAGCCCAGAAUCGGUUCCCAGGGGAUCCAGCAAGUGGAGUGACUUUCUUCCUCUCGCAUGGAGCUUUCUCCUUCUUCUCACAACUCAUCUCUGGGUUUCCUAGGGAGCCUCAGGCUAUUAGAUCGGGGCAGAGGCUUCCUUACUAAUCUCCUCUGGACACUAGCAAGAUAAAGAAUCCAGGUAGUUAUCACAGUGAGUAACCAGCACAACCUGCAGAGUCUGGCUACACAUGAAAGUUAAUUAGAAUUAAAGUAGGGUGUGACUUUAAAACGGAUUAAUUAUUCCUGGUUAAUGUGCUGUGUGGACACUCUUAUUCCAGAAUAACUCCCCAUGUAGACAAGUCAGUGCUGCACUUUGCUUCCAUUCUCCCUUCCUGCCAGCAAAUGGUAAAAGCCACAGCUGUAGUAUGAUUUAUUAGGUGUAUUAUAGGAGCACCUAGGCUCCCCAGUCACGGACUAGGACCCCAUGGUGCUAGGUGCUGUACAAAUACAGAAGAAAAAGACCGCCCCAAAUUGUUUAAAAUCUUUUGCCCUUUAUGAGUUUAUAAACUGCUUUCUCUGAGAUGGAUUUAUAGGUGAACUGGAAAACUUUUCCCACACACAACAGACCCUGGCUCACUAUAUUUGUUUUU
Molecule: messenger RNA, 5467 nt
Organism: Mauremys mutica (yellowpond turtle)
Lineage: Eukaryota; Metazoa; Chordata; Testudines; Geoemydidae
Gene: RFX5
Product: regulatory factor X5
Exons: 10
Coding region: 303-2438 (711 amino acids)
Biological process (GO): regulation of transcription by RNA polymerase II
Molecular function (GO): RNA polymerase II cis-regulatory region sequence-specific DNA binding; DNA-binding transcription factor activity, RNA polymerase II-specific
Source: RefSeq, a predicted model, not a curated record